GUACAUUGUCCCAGUCGUCUGCUGCCUAACUAGUGAUUAUGAUUUUCUACGGAUCUGCGAUUUAAUGACUUGUUUAAUUACGUAAAAAUUAGUGCUAUUGAAAUUUAAAAUUGUCCUUUAUUGGAUAGUUUUUUAUCAAUUUUUUGAAAAAGUUUUCUACAUGAUUGAUGAAACUUUUUAAAAAGUAAAAUUAAAAAGUUAUUUGGUAAAAAGAACUAAAUUAGAAAAAAGAAUAAAACAAAUAGUAGCAAAGAAAGAUGGGUAAUUUGUUGAAGAUUCUCUAUUGUAGAGAUUGUGAAGUGCCUACCAAAGUUGAUAUCUUUGUCGACUUUGAAAACGCAGUAGCUACGCAGUCAGAGCAGCCUGUCUGGUCCCAGGUUCAAAGCAUUUUACAAGACGCCAUGCUCAUACUGAAAGACCUGGCUGCAUACAAAGGGGCUGCCACUGAAAUAAGAGAGGCCAUAUCUAAUCCACAAUCAGAUAACUAUCAGCAGAGAGCAUGGUCAGCUGUGGUGCCAUUGGUUCUUCGAUUGAAAAGAUACUAUGAAUAUUCAACUAUUUUGGAGUCGACGAUCCCCAACCUACUUGGUGUCUUAUGCUCGAACGACAUGACAGCUCGGCAGCAUCUGGAGACCCAGCAAGCUUCUUUCAAACAAUUUGCCGAAUUUCUAGAUUUCACUCUGAAGUUUGACGACCUUAAGAUGACAAACCCAGCCAUACAGAAUGAUUUCAGCUACUACAGGCGAACACUAAGCAGGAUGAAAAUGUCCGGAAAUGAUGAUUUUGAGAACAGUUUGGACGUCAGCGAGUCGACGGCCAAUCGGAUGUCCCUAUUCUACGCCCACGCAACGCCCAUGCUCAAAGUUUUAAGUGAUACCACUUCUAAAUUCGUCUCCGAGAACAAAGACCUACCGAUAGAAAACACAACAGACUGUCUUUGCACUAUGGCUAGUAUAUGCAGGAUCAUGAUUGAAAAUCCGAAGUACCGGAGCAAGAUAACGAAUGAGGAGACAGUGAUGUUCUGUCUGAGGGUCAUGGUCGGAGUCAUCAUCCUGUACGACCACGUUCAUCCCAUUGGCGCCUUCGUCAAAUCCUCCAACAUUGAUAUAAAAAACUCGAUAAAAGUUCUUAAGGAUUAUGCACCGCAGAAAGUUGAAAGUCUUUUAAAUGCUCUUAGGUACACAACGAAACAUUUGAAUGAUGACUCAACUCCAAAAACUAUCAAAGCUCUCCUGGCAUGAAGAAUAAUUAUAAAUAUUUAUAAAUAAUAAUAUUAAUUGUGUUAAUAAUAAUAAUAGUUAUUAUUACUACUACUACUACUUCUACUAAAUUGCUAUUACUCCAUAUUAUUUUUUAUAAAAGUUACCCAAAAUAGUAUGCACACACACACGCACGCACACACACACAUAUAUAUAUAUAUAUAUAUUCAAUAAUUAUGUAUGUAUUAUAUAUGUAUAUAUAUAUACAUACACAUAAUAUUUCAUUAAUAUUAACAUAAUUAUCAAUAAUGACUAUUUUUAUAUUCUAGCAUAUAUACAAUAUAUACAAGAACUAUAUACAUGUAUGAACCAUAUAUAUCCAAUGACAAUAAC
Messenger RNA from Helobdella robusta, 1592 nucleotides. RefSeq lists its product as hypothetical. Lineage: Eukaryota; Metazoa; Annelida; Clitellata; Rhynchobdellida; Glossiphoniidae. Gene Ontology annotation, molecular function: small GTPase binding. The transcript has 13 exons. The record is from RefSeq and is a predicted model, not a curated record. Bases 258 to 1241 code for a protein of 327 amino acids. Gene Ontology annotation, biological process: regulation of actin filament polymerization.